Messenger RNA from Ruditapes philippinarum (Manila clam), 949 nucleotides. Its product is annotated as retroviral-like aspartic protease 1. The transcript has a single exon. Gene Ontology annotation, molecular function: aspartic-type endopeptidase activity. NCBI's taxonomy places the organism in Eukaryota, Metazoa, Mollusca, Bivalvia, Venerida, Veneridae. Gene Ontology annotation, biological process: proteolysis. Bases 33 to 839 code for a protein of 268 amino acids. The record is from RefSeq and is a predicted model, not a curated record.
ACAAACAAAAUAUCAAUUCGCCAGGACAUUUAAUGGCCGGUUUAUAUGCUUAUGGAAAGGUUGGUAAUGUGUCAGUCAAUUGCUUAGUAGAUACAGGAGCUACCGUUACUGUUAUCUCAGAAAAUCUUUGGCUUAAACUUAAGAGCAAGAACAAAAUUACACCUUUUGAACUUUCUGUAUCAUCAACAAGUGGUGAUCUAUUAAAAGUCAAGGGACAAACAGAGAUAGACCUGAGGUUUAAAAGACACCUUUAUAAGACCAAGGUUGUAGUAGCUGAAAUCGGAAAUGAUGUUGUUUUAGGUCUUGAUUUUAUGCAACAGUAUGGUGUUUGUAUUGAUGUUAUUAGAAAUACAAUGAAAUUGAAAGGGCAUAUUGUUAAUUUAUAUUGUACCGGUAAAAUAGGGUGCUUUGGCAUUGAUCUAUCCGAUGAAGUCGAUAAAUCUUCUGAAUCUACGACUGUCAAAUGUAGAGAGACAGGACCAGAAGUAAAGCAGAAAGAUAAUGUUCAAGUAGAAACAAAAAGAAAACAACGUAAAAAUCGAGAUAGGGCUAAGCAUUAUGAAAGUUCUAUUUUAAGUACUUCAAUGGCGGGGACAAAGACAAGCGAAAGCAAAGGAGGCAGUGUGAAAAAUGGAAACCAGAUUAUGCAACCACUGUGCCCUGUAUGUAAGACGAGCAUUUCGGAGACUGUUAACUUCGAAGGACAUAUAACUGAAUGUAGAAAGAGAGAUGAAAAAAGAAGAACAUGCACAAGAUGUAGUAAGGUUUUCCUUAAAUUACAGUAUCUGAAGAGACAUAUGAAAAUAAAACACGGGCUAGAGUCUGAUUUUCAAAGAUGACAAAGUGAUUCAAGUUAAAUAAAGGUGAACAAGUUAAGAAACAAGAUGUGGAAGAAGAAGACUGUGAUCUUGAUCCAGAUAUGGAACUAUAUGUCUCGUUUAUAAAGAUA